Penaeus monodon (black tiger shrimp) is the source of this 504-nucleotide messenger RNA. RefSeq names its product complex III assembly factor LYRM7-like. Gene Ontology annotation, biological process: mitochondrial respiratory chain complex III assembly. The record is from RefSeq and is a predicted model, not a curated record. Lineage: Eukaryota; Metazoa; Arthropoda; Malacostraca; Decapoda; Penaeidae. The coding region runs from base 14 to 493 and encodes 159 amino acids. The transcript is spliced from 5 exons.
AUUAUAAAUUGAUAUGCAAAACGCAAACUUAGAAUUAAUAUAUCUAUUUUUUUUACAAUUAUCGCUUACCAUAAGAUAUCAGAUUAUAUUCCUGGAAAGUAAAUACCGAUCCAGAGCAGACACGAUGAACAGCGAAUUAAGAAGGCAGGUACUAGGUUGUUUCAAGCAGCUUCACAGAACUCGACUCAAGGUAUUUGAGGGUGAUGCAAGAGCACUAAUUGCUGCACGCCAGAGAAUAAAUGAAGAAUUUGCAAAAAACAGAAAUAUUUCAGAUGCUGAAGAUGUGAAAAAGCUUGUUGACUUUGGACAUCAAGUUGAAGAAGUUCUUUAUAAAAACGUAGUUCAAGCUGUUCAGAAAGAAGAUGGAGUUUACACUGCCAAGAUUCGUGAAGAAACAACCAGACUGGAUAAUAAGCCUUAUACCGAAAUGCCUGAGAGUUUGAUUGGCCCAUUCAAGAAAAAAAGGACAAAAUGCAGUGACCAGGAAAAGUAAUAAAGAAAAAA